GAUACUGUUACUACCGAUCGCUGAAGCCCCGUAGCGCUGCCGGCCAGCACGGUGCAAACUUAAUCACGUUCGUUAUCAGCAUCGGUAAUUCGCUAAACCGAGCGACCGACACCGACGGGCGCACCGAAGUAUGCUGAAGCCGAUAAAGAACUUUUUGACCUAUUUGCAAAGAAAUGCCAAUAGUUCGAACAUUUUCGGGUUAACGACAACAGCAGCAGCAGCAACGGAAAUGGGUCGACCCGAGCAGCCUCGGUUGGAGGAAACGAUUGUGAUUGCGAACGAUGACCUGCUGUCCGACAACGCGGACCCACUGUACGACCCGCUGGCCCUGGACGACUGUCCGGUGGCGGCGGUGCACGAGCACGAGGCGCAGGAGCUGAAUGAUAGCGACCAGCUAGAGGACGAUACGUCCACCGGCAAGAUAAUAUUGGUCGAUGUAUCCACACUGAAGACGAGAAUCGGGCUCGGCAACGACUCGGAGACUGACGAAGACGCCAACGAGGAAGAAGAUGAGAUACUACUGUCCCCUACUGUCUUGCCCGCCGCCAGUGGAGUGGCGCGGAGCAGCGGUGCAAGCGACGAUGGGAAUGACCAAGGAAGCAACGGAGACAGCGACCACCACGCGAUACCGGUAGUCCCGGGAAGCGAACCGGAGCAAGAAGUUCUCUCGGAUAGCGGCACGGUUUUGCUGUUAGACUCAUCAACAGCCUCGGAGAAUGAUGCCUUUACGGUGGAUGUUUCGGAUGAGGAGGUUUCGGUUGAGAAGACAAACAACCAGGACGAAGAGGAGCCAUCGGGCUCGUGCUCGCAGGCAAUCGCAAAUCCGGUAUCGAUGAAUGGCCAUCAUGUCGAAGCGGUGCGCGAUCAGGAUGCUAUCAUGGUGGAGCUAGACGAACCAGAAGCUGCCUGCAGAGUGCCAGACGGCGAACAGAUGACCACCGUGGCUGAGCAGAUAUUACCAGCGGUCAAUGUGGAGGAAGAAGAGGAAGCUAGCGAUGGGUCCGACUCGGGUCUGGGAUUGGAACCGACCUCCACCACCACGGUGGCUCUGGAUGUUGAAAUACUUCCACCGAUGAAGAGUAGCCUUAAACGGCGCUCACAGCCAUCGAACACGGGGACCGAAGGAACGGUUUCGGUUUCACUACAGGAGAAGGAUGAAGGAGUGAGCAGCCACAAGCGAGUGAAGAAGGGCAUCACGUUCGAUGGCGUAACGGUGUACUACUUUCCACGAAUCCAAGGAUUCGGUUGUGUCCCAUCGCAGGGUGGUUGCACGUUGGGCAUGGAAUCUCAGCAUGUUCACUCGAGACGCCUGACCCUGGCGGAGCACUUGGCAGAGCAACGGAAGGUACACCGGCAGCAGCUGCAGGAACUGAAUCCACGCAGCUCGUCGAGCGAGGACACCAGUAGCGAGGAGGAACCGAGCGAGAGUGGCUCGGAGGCCGAAAGCGAAUCGUACGGAUUCCUGCAGCCAGUUACGGCUCGGCAACGGCGAUCGCUCCUGAAGGCGGCCGGCGUACGGAGGAUCGAUCCGGACGAGAAGGACGAAUGUCGCGAGAUACGAACGUCGCGCGAAGUUUGUGGCUGCACGUGCCGCGGGUUUUGCGACCCGAACAUCUGCUCCUGCAGCUUGGCCGGCAUCAAGUGUCAAGUGGAUCGUCCCAGCUUCCCGUGCGGUUGUACGCACGAGGGAUGCAACAAUACGGCCGGGCGGGUAGAGUUCAACCCGGGCCGCGUACGGACCCACUUCAUCCACACGAUCAUGAGGCUAAGCCUCGAGGACAAGGCGAACGAGGUGCGCCGAACGAUGGAUGGUGGUGCGGGUAGCAGUGCUGUUGGUCCCGUCGGUGGACCAAUGGUGACAAACGGAGGCUGUGCAAACGAUGGUGGUGGCGGUGUGAGUGGCGUUGCUGGCAGGUCCGUGGCCGCGGCCACCGCUGUCAACAGUACUAGUAGUAGUAAUUACCUGAAUGCUAGUGGAAAAAAUUGGUCCAGUGGUCCCGUUCGAUUACCUCCGGCAAUGGAUGAAGGGUCGAUGAUGACCGAUCACUACCACCAUCAGCAACAGCAACAGCCACAUCACCAUGCGGUAGCAUCUCACGGGCCCUACCAUAUGGCUGCUGCAGCAUCCGGUCAGCAUCAUCUACUUCCACUACAGCACCCACUCACCACAUACCAUCAGCAUCACCUGCCGCCGCACCUACAAGCGGGGCCAUAUCAUGGAGCCCACGGUGGAGGAGCUGGUGGCGAGUAUUAUGCGUUCCGAGAUUUCUACGGCGGAACAGCUUUGGGAGUGCCGGGAACAAGCACCGGUCCGGAGCACUACUACGGUCACUACGGCGGAUCCGGGCAGAACAGUAUGCCGGCACCGUAUCACACCCAACACACCCACCAUCACACAUCACCACCGAUGAUGAUCGUGUCGCAACAACAUCAUCCGGCGAGCGUUGGCGAAUCCGUUCAUCAUCAUCAUGCCGUGCACAACAUGAACAUGAUGACGACGAGCCAUGAUCGGCAUACAGCCUACGGUGACAGUGCUGCUGGUCCGGCGGUCCCUUCGCCAAUAGCAAUCGAUUCGAGUGCGCCCUGCACCGACACAAUCCUCCCGAUGGGCGAACCAUCGGCUGAUGUGUCCCUGGAAACCAUCGUGAUUGACAGUGCGGACACGUCCACCACCACGUUGGAUGACAGUGGACCGAUCGUCAGCGAACCAGAACCGUCCACUCCCGAGGCACAACCCAAAGACACCACACCAGCCGAAGCGUCCAGUGUGACCUCCUCAGUACCACCCGCCGAUACGAUAUUCUUCGACCUGACGACACCGAGUGCCGUCAAUGCGGAGCGUCUAGAAGCGAUCAACGAUAUGCUAGAGUGCAGCCGUCGGCACUCAAUCAACCUGGCGCGCCGUGCGGCGGCGACUUCGAUUGUGGCCGAGGAGGACAGCGAGUUGCGUGACUUCUGUCACUCGCCGGAACCUUUUCGCACCGUUGCACCAACAGAACCGGACCGAACGACGCAGCGGGCGGUAAAACGACGGGACCAACAUCACCUUCCCAGUGAUACUUCCUCCCAUCUCAUCGUUUCCGAUGACGAUGACGAUGGUGCACAGGCUGUUGACCUGGGCCAGAGUGGCGCUCGACGGGACGGAGACACUGUGUACCUUAACGGAAGUGGCCUAAACUCGGAAGCGGACAGCGGAACGCACAGCAAUGGUACCGCCACGCAAAGCUUAAGCAUGGUCAGUGGGAAGUGCGUUUCGUCGCCUGACGUUUUAGAAACGAAACCGGCCACUCUCCCUCGUAAGCUUCACCCGAAUCUACUUACCACAGAAGCACCGGAAACGGCACCCGAGCUGGUGACGGGUUGUUCGGCGGCGGGAGAAAACGAUGCCAACGAUUGUGUGGUAGUAACCGAAGAGCCGAGCGAAAAUCUAAGCGAGAUUAUUAAGAACAGUAUCGUGGAAACGGCUGUAACGCACUGAUGUGCCCUGUUUCGGUUGUGUCCCUGUCACACCCCGAGAGUGUGACCCCCUCCACAGGUUGGGACUUUCAUGAGUUUGGACAGUCUGCGUUGCGGCGCGUCGAUCUCUGUCGCUUGCCGCUUUUUGCCGUUUACGUUACGAUUUUGAUUGAUGCCUGUGUGUGAUCCGUAAGACUUUCGAAGAAAACAGGUCAGGUUUGGUUAGUAGGUUUUUCGUGUAGAUUUUUACUGUAAACGGUUGGCAGUGUAAAACCAAACGAUUUUACAAUUUACUUUUAUUUGGCGCGUUACAUAUUAUCCCAACAUUCGUUCGUACAGCAGCAGAGCACGCACAGCACUGUAAGCCGUUUUCCGUUCGCUGUGUUAGUGCGCCAUCCGACCGCGGGAUCGAAGUAGAAGACCAAACAGGAGAAACAGGGAAACGGGGCUGUAUUAGGUCAUAAACGGACGACCUAUAACGAACACGUCGGCGGGAAACCUACUACGAAGAGGUUGCCUCAAUUGUACAUAACAACGCCGUGAUUGGUUGGUUGCUAGAACUGUGGCUGCAGGAGAGCAACACACAAUGAAGCGAACGAAAUCUAUCCUGAAGUGAAGGGCAGCAAUCGUCCUGCGGCACCACCAGCACCACCCCAACAAGCACAAGCGGGCAAUCCGUAGCGACAAGAUGUACCUAAACCCUGCUUGUGCGAGUUUGUUGCGUACGAAACU
This is a messenger RNA of Anopheles cruzii, 4188 nucleotides long. RefSeq lists its product as uncharacterized. Gene Ontology annotation, cellular component: nucleus. The transcript is spliced from 3 exons. The coding region runs from base 131 to 3478 and encodes 1115 amino acids. Gene Ontology annotation, molecular function: sequence-specific DNA binding; DNA-binding transcription factor activity, RNA polymerase II-specific. The record is from RefSeq and is a predicted model, not a curated record. Gene Ontology annotation, biological process: regulation of transcription by RNA polymerase II. NCBI's taxonomy places the organism in Eukaryota, Metazoa, Arthropoda, Insecta, Diptera, Culicidae.